Molecule: messenger RNA, 900 nt
Organism: Hydatigera taeniaeformis
Lineage: Eukaryota; Metazoa; Platyhelminthes; Cestoda; Cyclophyllidea; Taeniidae
Source: the annotation of a GenBank genome assembly
AUGAAAAAAUUAGAUGUUGCAGAACUGUAUCCUCCUUUUCCUUACAUCAGUGUUCCAGAUUUCCACACUGUCAAAAUCGAUUGGUAUGAGUGUUUGGAGGAACUGGAAGAGCAGGGCAUGAAUGUUGCAAUGGAACAGAUAGCGCAAAUCUUCGUCAUCGUUCCCUUUUUGCUAUUACUAUUUAGCAAUGCCAAGAUAGAGUUCACAGAUCAGAUGGAUUACACCCCUUUGAUGGCUGCUGUCAGUCGAAACAACAAGGUUAUCAUAAGAAUUCUUUUGAGCUAUGGAGCAAACGUCAACACAGCAAACAAGCUUGGUCGGACAGCUUUGAUGUUAGCUUCUAACAAAGGUUACAUUGACAUCGUUGACAUUUUGAUCAAGAAAGGUGCCAAUGUAAAUGCUAGGGAUAUCCAUGGAAUGACAGCUCUGUUCUACGCAGUGGAUGGUGAGUUUAGCAACGUGGUUCGAGCGCUAGUGCGCGCUGGAGCGGAUGUGAAUCACUGUGAGUCGGACAAUGGCUACACACCCCUCAUCCGCUUGGCCUGCCUAGCUAACAAUGGCAACCCCAAAGUUGGUGACACCCUCAUAGAGUGUGGGGCCAAAGUAAACCAGCAAGACAAAUUUGGACAAACGGCGUUGAUUCACUGUGCCUUCCAUCGAAAUCACGCGGAUUUAGCAAAAGUCCUUCUUCAACAUGGAGCCGAUCUUUCCAUUCGCAACAAUGUAAAGGAGAAGAAAAACACAGCUGCGGAUAUAGCUAAGUCACUGGAUAAUACGGUAAGUUUAAUAUGCAUUGGUUUAUUUAUUUAUUUAAUGUUUGGCUUUUUAGAAUUUUCUCCAUCUUGUAAAUUUGCACAGGAAAAGCGGGUAAAUUUUGAUUGCUGGUUCCCUUUGCGUUAA